Molecule: messenger RNA, 2053 nt
Organism: Ceratitis capitata (Mediterranean fruit fly)
Lineage: Eukaryota; Metazoa; Arthropoda; Insecta; Diptera; Tephritidae
Exons: 6
Coding region: 383-1669 (428 amino acids)
Cellular component (GO): early endosome; membrane
Source: RefSeq, a predicted model, not a curated record
UAAUCGCUAUUUAAAAGCAAUAAAGAAAUAAAAUACAAUGGUACUAUAAGUUAGUUAGUCUAAGUUCUUUGAAACUUUUCAGAAAAUCAAGAAAAUGUGGUUUAGUAGAGAGUUUUAAUAUGCUCAGUACUAAAUAAUCAACACUGCGAGAAAAGAAAAAACAUCUAUUAUUAUUGCCGUAAAAGUUUGUAAAAGUUAAGAGAAAACUGCAACAAAGGAAGUGUUGUUGAUAUUAAAAUGGAUAAUUUUCGUCUAUUAGAAAAAUGUAAUUAGCGUAAAUGCGUAAAGAUUUGUUAAUAAAGUAAAUUUGAUGAUAUUUGUACAUAAGCAGAAUAAAUAAAUCAAAGUACAUCGGAUAUAGCGAUUAAUAGUUCUCAGUAAUAUGGAGUGCAGAUCGGAACUGACAACAACACCAGAAACGAAAUAUCAAAAGCUGGCUAGUGAAUAUUCGAAGUUGCGUGCUCGGGCCGGUGUACUUCGAAAAGCUGUUUUGGAUGAGCAGUCAAAAGGAGAGAAUUUGCGGGAGCAACUUCGGCAAAGUGAAACCGCUCUCCGUCGGUCGGAACAAGAAGUAGACUCUUUGGGAUUUCGUAAUAGACAACUAGAACACAGAGUUUCUGUGUUACAAGAUGAAAUUGCUACUCGAGAAGGACGAACGAAGAUUGACAAUGACAAUGGCCGAAAACGUAUGUUCAAAAAGAACGAUGCAGAUGCCACGUUAAAGGAAGGGGACUUGGGACAAGACGCCCUAAUAUUUGAAGAACUUCAAAAGAAAAUUAUGGAAAAUGCGGAAUUAACUACAUUGAUUGACGACAAAGAUCGUGAAUUGCAACUGCAUACUGAUCGCGUCGAAGAAUUGCAGCAAAUGUUGGAAAACAGAGUUACAGAAUUCAGCGAGGUUGAAAAACGUUUACGGAGAGAUAUCGAAACGCUACAAAAGAGAAACUCGGAGCUCGAAACCAAGCUAGUGGACGCGGUUAGUAUGUUGGGUAGUGAGGAUGCUUUAAGUGUUUCCGGUAGUGAUCACACCCCAUUACAUGUGGCUGCCCUGCACAAUAAUCACCAAACUCCAAUGCAUACUACCUCUGCAACGUCUGAAGAUCGUAUUUCAUGCUUAGAAAAAGAAAUGGUUCAUUGGCGUACACAAUACGAAAUUCUGAAAAUAAACGAAUCACUAAAGCAGAGAGAUGAAGGAAACAUUUUGAAAGAAAAUAAUACAGGAACAUCCACUUCCGCAGUUGUGGAAGCUGUUGUUGCAGACUUUACUAACUGUAGUUGUAGUAGUACAGCGGCUGGCUUAACGGUGGAGCCCAGUUCAAAGGAAGUAAGAAGUGCUCGCGAUUCCUUUAAAGAAUCAACAGCUCCGCCCACGAAAGAGCAAAUUAUUUUUAAUAAAUUUAGCCAAAAAUUUGAAGAUCUUUUGAAAGCGAAGUAUUUGGCUGAUUCUCGCAUUACAUCAUACGAAACAGAAGUAGAACACUUCCAAAUAUGUUUAGAAAAUGCUACGCAUGAGUUAAAAGCAAAGGAUGAACAAAUUGAAAGCAUUAAUCAGGCGUUGCAAAUGCUAGAGGAAGAUCUGGCUACUACGCGCUUUAAUUACGAAGAACAGAUAAGCGUGCUAACCGAACAGGUAAUUAACCUGAGUGAGCAACUUGCUGCCUCUAAAUAAAUUUUAAUUUUCACUUUGGAUACAUCUGCAAUUCAAGUGCAGCAGGCAAAUAUACACCGUUCAAAUGAUAAACAAUAAUUGUAAAUUUUUCGGCGAUGAAUGUUGUAGUUAAGUAUUGUUGCGAAGUAUGCGAAUAUUUAUAAAAAUCCAGUUUUAAUUAGCUUAGCAAACUACAAUUGUUGAAUAUUUAGUAAUCAUAAAUUUAAGAUACAUAUGCGUUCGUGCGAUUUAAUAAAGUGGAAACCGAAGCAAAGUACGAACACAUGAUUCUUAAUUCAUUUGUGUCUUGCAGAACUUUGUAAAUUAAAAAUAUAUGCCGAUUAACUCAUAUUUUCUAAAUGUGACUUUAUAACAUUUAUAAAUAAUAAAUGCAAAUAUACCUAC